Saccostrea cuccullata (small rock oyster) is the source of this 315-nucleotide messenger RNA. RefSeq lists its product as uncharacterized. The coding region runs from base 1 to 315 and encodes 104 amino acids. Lineage: Eukaryota; Metazoa; Mollusca; Bivalvia; Ostreida; Ostreidae. The record is from RefSeq and is a predicted model, not a curated record. The transcript has a single exon.
AUGACCCCUAGUGUGAUGAAACCAAGACAGCAUUAUUCUCUCGGUGAUCUUCAUAUUGAUAUUGCCAUGAGUCUUUUUGAAGAUUUUUCUAACAGGAAGCAGCCAAGAUAUUCUGGAGUGCAGCUAAUUACAGCAGCAGGUUCAAGUCAGCAUCGGAGCAUAAAGUUGGAUAGACCCCGUGGACGGUGUAAAUGGUGUGCCAAAGAAGGCAAGAGGAAAGAUGUUACUUAUGGUUGUGACAAGUGUAUGGUUCAUCUUUGUCAGGGUGCUUGUUUUCAGGCAUACCAUGUGCAUAAUCAGCUUCUAAUUUUGUAA